This is a messenger RNA of Dreissena polymorpha, 823 nucleotides long. RefSeq names its product asialoglycoprotein receptor 2-like. Gene Ontology annotation, cellular component: cell surface. Lineage: Eukaryota; Metazoa; Mollusca; Bivalvia; Myida; Dreissenidae. Gene Ontology annotation, molecular function: pattern recognition receptor activity; (1->3)-beta-D-glucan binding. The record is from RefSeq and is a predicted model, not a curated record. The coding region runs from base 153 to 578 and encodes 141 amino acids. Gene Ontology annotation, biological process: positive regulation of phagocytosis; detection of fungus; positive regulation of cell population proliferation. The transcript is spliced from 6 exons.
CCUAUUUCUGAAUACUAGGUCAGUCAUUCAAUAUGGAAUCCGUUAUCAGCAAUUGAAAAGGAAGGAACAAAAUCUGAAAAUUGAAUAAACAAAAGUAAGGACAGAAAUAAAAAGAAAAAACAACGUACGUGGACAAGCCUCACGCACACGCAAUGCCUAUACAGACUUACUCCAUCUUGGUGUCGUUUCUUUGCGUGUGUUUGCAAUCAUUUUCCAUAGGAUUCGCGUCCCCGCCACGUGCAUUCACGUCCUGUCCGGACAACUGGACGGCUUUCCAGGGCUCCUGCUACUACUUCCAUUAUUUAGAGCAAUCAUUCACUGAGGCACAGCACGCAUGUCUCCAACUGAAUUCCAACCUCGUUCAGAUCGACUCAUUCGAGGAGAACCAGUUCAUCAAAGACUCCCUUAGCCACCAUAUGCCAUCAAAUAGAUGGUGGGUGGGGCUAUCUGAUGACGACAUCGAGGGCAUCUGGAAGUGGACGGGACAGGUGACAGGCCCAAAUUCACAGACUGGUAUCCCGGUGAGCCUAAUAACUACGACAACCACGAAGACUGUGCCAUAUCUGAUGGGUCCUUAAACCGCAACUUCAUGUGGGUCGAUGAAGACUGUAACAUCCACCGCUAUUCUAUCUGUGAGCUCAAAAGCAAUAGCAAUGGACCUAUUAUCGUCGGAUAGAAAAGAGACAGAUACGCCGAAGCAGACACGAAAUAAGAAUGUGUAUUUGUUAAUGUCAACUGCUUGAAACAUGUACGUUCUGUAUUGAAAGCGGAAAUAGUAUUACUAGUUAAGUGUCUGGAUUGUCAAUAUAAAAUACUAUCUCUU